This is a messenger RNA of Penicillium maclennaniae, 381 nucleotides long. Its product is annotated as putative vacuolar transporter chaperon Vtc1. The coding region runs from base 1 to 381 and encodes 126 amino acids. NCBI's taxonomy places the organism in Eukaryota, Fungi, Ascomycota, Eurotiomycetes, Eurotiales, Aspergillaceae. Gene Ontology annotation, cellular component: vacuolar transporter chaperone complex; fungal-type vacuole membrane. The record is from RefSeq and is a predicted model, not a curated record. The transcript has 2 exons.
AUGUCCAGCCAACCUCUCCUCCAAACCGCUCCUGGCAAGCGCAUUGCCCUUCCCACCCGCGUGGAGCCCAAGGUCUUCUUCGCGAAUGAGCGAACCUUCCUCUCAUGGCUGAACUUCACCGUCAUCCUCGGUGGUCUCGCCGUUGGCCUGCUCAACUUCGGUGAUCGUAUUGGUCGUAUCUCCGCCGCACUCUUCACCAUCAUCGCGAUGGCAGCCAUGAUUUACGCCGUGGUCACGUUCCACUGGCGCGCACAAAGCAUCCGUCGCCGCGGGCAAAGCGGCUUCGACGACCGCUUCGGUCCUACUAUUCUGGCCAUUGCGCUUCUUUCUGCCGUGGUGGUCAACUUCGUUCUGCGCAUGCAGGACUCUGAGCUGAACUAA